AUGCCUUCAUCCACAAAAUCUGUACUUGUUGUUCUAACCAAUUCAAACACGAUUUCCUCAUCAUGCCCACCCGGUGAUAAAUGCUGCACCACUCCCUCCUCGGAGCAAAAAACAGUUUCGGGCUUCGACAUCAAGGAAGUUGCUUACAUAUACUUGAAUCUUUGUAAGAAAAUGAAGCUUCCCAUUACCUUUGCUACGCCACAUGGUGGAAUGGCACCUGUUGACCCAAGUUCCAAAGAGGAAACAGAAAAGGACUCAUAUGUCCGCGAGUUCUUAAGAGAUACCAGUCUGCUCGAUAGAUUCCAUGACACUAAACCGCUCAGCAGCAUUAAUCCCGAAGAAUAUUCGAUUGUCCUUAUACCCGGAAAGUAUGCGACCAUGGUGGAUCUCGCUUCAAAUGAUACUCUUUGUAAGAUUAUCGAUGCCGUUUAUUUCAAGAAUCGCGGUAUCAUAGGGACCAUUGGGCAUGGUGUGUGUGCCUUGUUUUCGUGCCAGUCAGAAGAAAAAGACAAGCCAAAAGCCUCCCCAUUGUGUAAGAAUUUUCUUAAAGGCAGAAGAUGCACUGGCCCCACAAAUGAAGAGGAAAAAAUUCUAAACAUCGACCAUUGCCUCCCAUAUCUCAUUGAAGAUAGGCUUCGCGAAUGUGGAGCCCACUUUGAAUCGGCGCAUCCUUUUAGCCCGUUUGUUGUUGUAGACGAACGACUUGUGACGGGGCAAA
Mitosporidium daphniae is the source of this 718-nucleotide messenger RNA. RefSeq names its product ThiJ/PfpI family protein. The transcript has a single exon. The record is from RefSeq and is a predicted model, not a curated record. The annotation marks the transcript as partial. NCBI's taxonomy places the organism in Eukaryota, Fungi, Microsporidia.